AAAGAAAAGAGAUCUUAAUAAUCAACCUGGUCAAUACGGCUUUGAUUGCAAGAAGAUAUUCUUCAUAUUUGCAACAACCAACAAACUCUAAUCAAUUCAUUCGCCAAUGGGUACGACUAAAAGUCGUAAAUCUAGGCGGAAUAAUUCAAGACCAACUGCCUUUAGUUUCUUAUCAAAUAUCGUUCUGGGUAGCGAAAAUGAGAAGCCACCUGACGACCCAUCUAUACGAAAGCCGUCCAAUUAUCUACUCUCUACGAAAACCCCAAUUAGCGUUAAUCCAGCAACAUUCCAAAGUACGAAUGUCGAUCAUUUACAGGAUGUCGAAAAUAUUGAAAACAGUCUUAGAGCUACUUCCUUACAUUCAUCAGACAGUAGCUUUUCAGGCGAUGACGACAAUUUUCAAGCCUCCUUAUCUGCUGAUCCCUCCGGAAGAUCUUAUUCAAGUACCUCUGCACCCAUUAUAGCAGCUAACAAUACUAUAGAUUACAAUCAAAAAGGAGGGAAAAAUCAAUCAUAUCACUCAAAAAGGCAUUCUUCUGACAGUAGCAGUGAGGAUGUGGAACACCAUAAAUUGACUCGUGAAGAUAGUGAGAAACCUAUUGCGUCUGAAAAAAUCAAGAAGAGGUCGACUCAUGCUGAUCGAGAUCAUGGACAUGGCAGUAGUAGUAACAUGUCAAUCAUGGCAGUCCUGCGGUAUUAUACUGACAAACUGCGGCAAUCGACUUAUAAAAAGCAGCCGUCGGAUACACCAGCUAACCGUAGUUAUAUUCAACAGCAACUUCAAAGCCACGAUCAUUCUAAGCAUCGAAAAGCACUCUCCUAUGCUCAUUUCCUAAAUCCCACUGGGUCUUUACUUGAUGAUCAGACCAUUGAAGAAAAUCUUGGCUCGGAAGCCUACGAUCCAUAUUUUCUCGACAACGACAAGUAUAACAACUCUGGUGUUGAGUCAGGUUCAAUGGGCACUAUGGCAAAUACUACGAAGCCUUCAGAAAUUAAACGAGAAGUAAACGAACAAUUUCGCCUAGACCACCCUGAGCUGUCACCGGAGAUAACACUAAGUAAAAUCAGAAGUAUCAAACUUCACUUACUCGAAAUUGCUAAGAAAGUGGAUCUAGAGAUAUCAAGUGUUGCUCAUGCAUACGUCUUUUUUGAAAAACUCGUCAUUAAGAAUAUGGUGACGAAAAAGAAUCGAAAGUUAAUAGCAGCAUGUUGUUUGUUCUUGGCUACAAAGGUCAAUGAAGCCAAAGGUACUUGGUUCGGUCCAUUGUUGGAUGCCAUUGAUGAUGAAUUCAACGUGGAUGCUGAAGAGAUUCAUGAGCAUGAAUUUGCGGUUUUUGCGGAUUUAGAGUUUAAUCUUUACGUACCCUGUCGAGAAUUCAUGCCGCAUUUUGAACGAAUAUUCAAUCAUUUGGAAUACAAGAGUAUCCAAGACUAUCUUGGUAACUCUUCGUUUUACGAAGUAAAUCAGCACUUGUAAACGACAUUUAUUUAUCUUUCGCGUGAUGAGUUUUCUAACAGAAAGAAGGGUUCAUUUAAUUUUGGAAAUAUGAUGUUUAUAUAAUUGAUAUUAUUUACACAAGAAAG
Messenger RNA from Mycotypha africana, 1584 nucleotides. RefSeq lists its product as uncharacterized. NCBI's taxonomy places the organism in Eukaryota, Fungi, Mucoromycota, Mucoromycetes, Mucorales, Mycotyphaceae. Gene Ontology annotation, biological process: regulation of cell cycle. The record is from RefSeq and is a predicted model, not a curated record. The coding region runs from base 107 to 1477 and encodes 456 amino acids. The transcript is spliced from 7 exons.